ACUACAGGCUUCUUGAUUCUGAAAAAAAGGAGGGUACAUUAUAAUUCCUAACUGCCCAGUUUGUUGCGAAAUUUAAAGAAAAUGUUUUGCAAAUUGCGAAGAGUUACUAAAAAGAUCAAAUCUGCUCCUCUUUGAGGAUGCUACGAUGCAAGGUUCAUCUCUGGAAAGAGAAGAAUCUUGGCUCCCAUCAAGCAUCAACGGAGUUUCCGCGGAGCUGGGCCAGCGGGAGAACCGGGUGCUUCUCCGCUGGCUCCUCCCCCGUCACACCGGCCGGGGCCCGGGUCAGAGGCGGCGGGGGCUCCGGCGCCAGGCCUCUACCGCCCGCCGCCCGCCGCCCGCCGGGGUGAAAUCCCGUGUGGGGGCGGGGCAGGCCCGGCCGCCCAGUUCCUGAUUCUACAAGCGGUGCCGGGGGCUGCCGGCGCCACAGGCGCGGGCACCGUAGGCGGCGAAGGAUGGGCCGGGGCGGCGCGGCGAGCCUGCCCCGAGGCCCCAGCCUGCGGCGGCCGCUCCUCCCCGGCGUCCUCCCCUUGCUGCUGCGCCUGCUACUGCUGGUGGCCCCGCCGGGCACAGGCGCCGGGGCCGGCCGGCCGCCGCACCUCGUUUUCGUGCUGGCGGACGACCUGGGCUGGAACGACGUGGGCUUCCACGGCUCGAACAUCCGCACGCCGCACCUGGACGCGCUGGCGGCCGGCGGGGUGCUCCUGGACAACUACUACACGCAGCCGCUGUGCACGCCUUCGCGGAGCCAGCUGCUCACCGGCCGCUAUCAGAUCCACACAGGCUUACAACACCAAAUAAUCUGGCCCUGUCAGCCCAGCUGUGUCCCUCUGGAUGAAAAACUGCUGCCCCAGCUUCUAAAAGAAGCAGGCUACACUACCCAUAUGAUCGGAAAAUGGCACCUGGGAAUGUACCGGAAAGAAUGCCUUCCAACCCGCCGAGGAUUUGAUACUUACUUUGGAUAUCUCCUAGGUAGUGAAGAUUACUAUUCCCAUGAGCGCUGUACAUUAAUUGACGCUCUAAAUGUCACACGAUGUGCUCUUGAUUUUCGAGAUGGUGAAGAAGUUGCAACAGGAUAUAAAAAUAUGUAUUCAACAAACAUAUUUACCGAAAGAGCUACAGCCCUCAUAACUAACCACCCACCAGAGAAGCCUCUGUUUCUCUACCUUGCUCUUCAGUCUGUCCACGAGCCCCUUCAGGUCCCCGAGGAAUACCUGAAACCAUACAACUUUAUCCAAGAUAAGAAUAGGCACUACUAUGCAGGAAUGGUGUCUCUUAUGGAUGAAGCAGUGGGAAAUGUCACGGCAGCCUUAAAAAGCCACGGGCUCUGGAACAACACAGUGUUCAUCUUCUCCACAGAUAAUGGAGGACAGACUCUGGCAGGGGGCAAUAACUGGCCCCUUCGAGGAAGAAAAUGGAGCCUGUGGGAAGGAGGCAUUCGAGGGGUGGGCUUUGUGGCAAGCCCCUUGCUGAAACAGAAGGGUUUGAAGAACCGGGAGCUCAUCCACAUUUCUGACUGGCUGCCGACACUCGUGAAGCUGGCCCGGGGAAGCACAAAUGGCACCAAGCCUCUGGACGGCUUCGAUGUGUGGAAAACCAUCAGUGAAGGAAGCCCGUCCCCCAGAAUGGAGCUGCUGCAUAAUAUCGACCCAAACUUUGUGGAUAUUUCACCGUAGACUGAAAAGGAGGAAGACGUCAUAAGGAGAAGAAAAUUUCAAGAUGACAGCCACGCCCCCCUCCCUGGAUCAUCUCUGUCACACGUUAUCUGUCCUGUUCAUCCUGUCCUUUAGAGCCCAGCUCAGUGAGCACUGCUUUCCUGAUCCUUCCAGGCAGUUUGUAUCUCCUCUGGAAUCACCUGGCACUUUGUACAUUUUAUUCACUCAGCCCACAAAUGUUUAUUCCCCUGUUUAGAGUUUAUGGUGUUUAAUGACAUUAUUUUAUUAUUAUCUUCUGGACUCUAGUUUAUUCAUUCUAAAGACUUAGGAUCUAGCACGUGGAGUGAUCACCAAAAUAAAUAUUUAU
Molecule: messenger RNA, 2019 nt
Organism: Leptonychotes weddellii (Weddell seal)
Lineage: Eukaryota; Metazoa; Chordata; Mammalia; Carnivora; Phocidae
Source: RefSeq, a predicted model, not a curated record